AUGUUAGUCCCUUCUACGGAGGACCCAAAUGGGGACAAAUUUCAAUCCGUAUUCUCAGUACUUACUUUUGACAAUGUCAUUGUUGAUGAUGACGAUGGUGGUGUGCACAAGUGUAGCACUCUUUCUGGGAUCGAGGACGUCAAUAUUCCUCUUUCUAUGAGUCUGGAGAUUGGAGAUGAUCAAUCAUUUCAUGUUAUAGGUCAUUGUGAUGGGAUCAUUUGUCUAGCUCGUCCUAAUUCUACUAAGGUGCUUUUGUGGAAUCCGGCAAUUCAGGAAUUCAGGGUCCUUCCCUCGGAGACAUACAGUCCAGAUUGGUUCGACGAAGCAUCCUUUAGGGAUCCUCAUCCUUGGUGGUUGGAUAUGCCUUACAUGCCACUAACAAAUCGGUUCAACGAUGUUUUGGGAUUAGGCUAUGAUCCUAAAUCUAAAGAUUACAAAGUUGUCAAAAUUGGAUUUUCUGGUUCAGAAUUGCAUGGCGGCACAGAACAUUUGAUUAUUCAUCCUCCCAAGGUAGUAGUGUAUACCCUAGGAACUAAUUCUUGGAGGGAGAUCGAGCCUUAUUCUUUAGAAACGGAAACUACUUUCCUUUGGCCUGAAACUUUUCAGGUGUACUUCAAGGGGAUGUGUUAUUGGAUAGGAAGUGAGCAACAAAAGGAAUUUGCCGAUAGCUAUGAUGUCACCUAUCCCGAGCAAGAAAAAAUUAGGCGAGUGAUCGUUUGGUUUGACAUGAGUCGUGAGGUGUUUCAUGACAUACUGUUACCACAUGAGAUGGUAGAGUUCAACAAUUUCGAAGGAUUUGGUAUUGAAAUGCGUCUUAAGGUGUGGAAUGAAUCCAUCGCUCUCUUUCGCUUGAAUUGUAAUACCUUUGAAGAUGGUGAUACACCACCCUUUGAAAUGUGGCUAAUGGAUGAUGAUUCUGGUGGUGGUCCGAAAAAUGCGGGUGGUGUUUGGACAAAACACUUUGCUGCCAAGAUCCCAUCAUUCUCAAGGUCCCUCUUGCCCCUGUACUCCACAUUGGCAAUGUGGAAAAGCGACGAGGUUCUUACAGUAGAGGGAAAUGGAGGCUUGCCAAUGUGGAAAAAGCGAAGAGGUUCUUACAGUAGAGGAAAAUGGAGGCAUAGUCUGCUAUAA
Messenger RNA from Malus domestica (apple), 1131 nucleotides. Its product is annotated as F-box/kelch-repeat protein At3g06240-like. Gene Ontology annotation, molecular function: protein binding. NCBI's taxonomy places the organism in Eukaryota, Viridiplantae, Streptophyta, Magnoliopsida, Rosales, Rosaceae. The record is from RefSeq and is a predicted model, not a curated record.